Messenger RNA from Callorhinus ursinus (northern fur seal), 1113 nucleotides. It is a transcript of the gene SLC7A13, whose product is annotated as solute carrier family 7 member 13. Gene Ontology annotation, cellular component: membrane. NCBI's taxonomy places the organism in Eukaryota, Metazoa, Chordata, Mammalia, Carnivora, Otariidae. The record is from RefSeq and is a predicted model, not a curated record. Gene Ontology annotation, biological process: amino acid transmembrane transport. Gene Ontology annotation, molecular function: L-amino acid transmembrane transporter activity.
AUGGAUAAAGGGAAGAAGAUGCAACUCGAGAGAAUGUUUGGAUAUUGCUGGGGCACAAGUUUUUUAAUCAUUAGUAUAAUUGGUCUAGGACUUUCUGUGGCCCCCAAAGGGGUAUUGAAGUACUUUUGCAUGAAUGUGGGGCUCUCCCUGUGUGUUUGGGCUGCUUGUGCCCUGUUGUCCAUGAUGACCACUCUCUGCUCAGCAGAGAUCGGUAUAACCUUCCCACACAGCAGAGCUCACUACUAUUUUCUCAAAAGAUGUUUCGGUAACUUGAUCUCUUUCCUGGAUCUCUGGACAGCUUUGUUUCUGGGGCCAGGGUUAGCUGCCAGCCAAGCCCUACUCCUUGCUGAGUAUAGCACUGAGCCUUUUUAUCCCAGAUGCUCUGCUCCAAAGCUGCCAAAGAAACGUCUGGCGCUAGCCAUGUUGCGGACUGUGGGAAUUCCGAAUUCUCGCAGUGUGAAAGAGGUGACUUGGCUUCAGCCAGCCAGCCUAGUGCUGAAAAUGGCCCCACCAGCCCUUAUUUCUCUGGGUGGAGAGGUACUGCUGUUGAGAGGAAGGAAGAGCUUUCAGAACUCUUGAUACUGAGUUUCCAGAAGCCUCUGAUUUAUAGACGCUGUUUUCCAAGGAUAUUUUGCAUUCUCAGGCGGGGGAUGUUUUACAUUUAUAGCAGGGGAGCUGAAGAAACCCAGAAAGACAAUUCCAAGAUGCAUUUUUACUGCUUUACCUCUGGUGACUAUCAUUUAUCUACUGGUUACUAUUUCCUACCUGCCUGUUCUGACACCCAAGGAAAUUCUCUCUUCAGGAGAGCCCUUUAAUCAUAGAAAAGGAAAUAAGCAAAACCUUGGCGGUGUGUCUUUUCCAUUACCAUUGGUAACAAUGGCCAUCAGCCUAUGUUUGGUUUUGAUCCCAUUUGAGUCCCCACAUAAGCAUUAUAUCUACGUGUGUCUCUUUGUUCUCAGUGGACUUCUGUUUUACAUACCUUUAAUAUGUUUUAGAUUGAGGCUGGUUUGGUUUGAAAAGAUGAGACGCUAUUUACAAUUGCAGUUUAAUAUUUGCAUCCCUGAUGUAUCUGAAGAACAGAUGUCAGAAGUAGAAACUGUUAAAAAAAAAUAG